AUGUCUGAAUUGGUGCCUUAUGGGAAAGUUGGGCAUGAAUCCUUCCUUGUUUUCUUGCAUUAUUUAUAUACAGGGACCCUUAAGGCUUCACCACCAGAAGUAACAACAUGUGUUGAUGAAACAUGUGUCCACGAUGCUUGUCGCCCUGCAAUCGAUUAUGCUUUGGAGCUCAUGUAUGCCUCUGCCACUUUCCAGAUGAAAGAGCUUGUUUUGCUUUUUCAGCGGCGCCUUCUAAACUUUGUGGAGAAAGCUGUAGUGGAAGAUGUGAUUCCUGUUCUUAUGGCAGCCUUCCACUGUCAAUUAAGCCAGCUUCGCUUGCAAUGCACUCAAAGAGUAGCAAGGUCUGAUCUUGACACCACAUCUUUGGAAAAGGAGUUCCCUCAGGAAGUUGUGGACGAAAUCAAGUCGCUGCGAGCACAAUCUGUGCUGGAAUCCACACCAGCAGAAAUGGAAGUGGAGACUUUGAAUGAAAAGAGUAUCAGGAGAAUCCAUAAGGCAAUGGACUCGGAUGAUGUCGAGCUACUUAAGCUUCUUUUGAAUGAGUCUAAGGUCACUCUAAAUGAUGCUUAUGCACUUCACUAUGCAUGUGCCUAUAGUGAUUCUAAGGUUAUUCAAGAGGUUCUUAAUCUAGGCUUGGCUGAUAUUAACCUUAGAAAUCCCCGAGGAUAUUCAGUUCUUCAUGUCGCUGCAAGGCGAAAGGAUCCAUCCAUUUUGGUAGCACUGCUGAAGAAAGGGGCCAAUGCAUCAGAUACUACUCCUGAUGGACAAACAGCUCUUGUGAUUUGUCAGAGGUUGACGCGGCGCAAGGAUUAUCAUGAGGAAACCGUGCAGGGCAAGGAAUCUAACAAAGACAGGCUCUGUGUUGAUGUUCUUGAGCGAGAAAUGAGAAGAAAUUUCAAGUGUGUGACUAUGUCUGAUUCAUCUGAGACAACUGCUGAUGAUUUGCAUAUGAAGCUGGAUUACUUUGAAAAUCGAGGUAGCGAAUUCUUAACAAUUGAGAAUGCUGAGGUGGAUUCAGCCUCGUUGGAUACAACAUCAUCGACUUUGAAGCGUGCAGGCGCUAAUCGCGAAGUAGACCUGAAUGAAACUCCGGCUGUUCGAACCAAAAAGAUGCAACUAAGAUUGCAAUCCCUUCAAAAAACAGUUGAGAAUGGUAGGCGCUUCUUUCCCCAUUGCUCUGAGGUGCUUGACAAUUUCUUGGAGGACCUCAUACCAGAUGUUUUCUUCCUAGAGAAGGGCUCAGAAGAAGAGCAGCGAAUCAAGAAGGCGCGAUUCAUGGAGCUCAAAGACGACGUCCAGAAGGCAUUUCACAUGGAUAUGGCCGAAAACAAACGCCAUUCUGGUUUGUCAUCGUCCUUGUCUUCCUCUUCUUCGUCGUCUCGCAAGGAAGGUGUUGGCCAUAGAGUGAGGAAAAAGUGA
Messenger RNA from Arachis duranensis, 1419 nucleotides. Its product is annotated as regulatory protein NPR3-like. Gene Ontology annotation, biological process: regulation of jasmonic acid mediated signaling pathway; defense response to fungus; systemic acquired resistance, salicylic acid mediated signaling pathway. Gene Ontology annotation, cellular component: nucleus. Gene Ontology annotation, molecular function: protein binding. NCBI's taxonomy places the organism in Eukaryota, Viridiplantae, Streptophyta, Magnoliopsida, Fabales, Fabaceae. The record is from RefSeq and is marked provisional.